Molecule: messenger RNA, 7325 nt
Organism: Hypanus sabinus (Atlantic stingray)
Lineage: Eukaryota; Metazoa; Chordata; Chondrichthyes; Myliobatiformes; Dasyatidae
Exons: 14
Coding region: 568-2061 (497 amino acids)
Source: RefSeq, a predicted model, not a curated record
CCUGGGGGGUGGAGUUCACGAGUAUCUCUUCGAAGACGUUUCUUUUCAAGUCACCAUGAGUAUGGGAAUGUCGACAAACAGGCGUCUCAGUAGGGGAAGGUAAUCUUCGCGGAAUCCGCUGGUUGCCAGGCUCCAUACUACGCGCUUGUUUUGUUUUAACCACUGUAGUGUUACUGUCGCCGAAGCGAUACAGCGAGCGUGCCCUGGCUUUCGGGUUUUCCGUUUAACUUUUAUCAGUCGACCGGAAAUGGCAGAUUGUGGUUGGGAAAUAAGAUCACCCUCUUCCUUCCAAACUCAAAAUAAUAGAACUUAAUAAGAAGGAUGUGAAAGCCUUGGAAAGAAUGAAGAAAUUAUUCACUGGAAUAACUUCAAGGAAAAGAGAUAACAGUUUAUUGAAUCGUACAAAACGUAUGACAUGAAAGAAGUCACCUGCUGUUACUUCUUUAUCUGUGAACACCGUAUAUUAGCACAGAAACUAAGUGUGUACAAAGUGGAUAAGGAGCAUUUCACUUCUGCCUGAAAACCUAUUUUCAUACUCUUUGAAUGUAAGGAUACUGGAAUACCAACAUGCAGAAUCAGCAUAGGAAUUCCACUGCUGAGAACAUGACUGGAAUAUACCUUGGAGUGAAAGGAUCUCCUCCUCGGUUCAACCACAUUGCUGCCAUACCACCUCUUUUUCGAAGGCUAAGCUUUAGCCGAGCCAAAACUCCAGUGGAAAAUCAACGCUUCAGAAAAAUUGAGAUGCUGCGAUCGAUUGAGCCUAUGCAGGGUUUCAAAGGUGCUGCGGUCAAGGCAAAGGUAAAGUCUGUCAUUCCAGAAGUAGAAUUAUACCAUCAGCAUCACAAACGAUCCACUGUGUUAAGUGCUGAAGAGCUGAGCAAGUUGGCAAGAAAAGUCUUGAUGGAUUUUGGAAUUCCAAGAGAAAACAACAGUGUCAACAGUGUCAAUUUGAGAAGAAGAAACAUGAGCCCCCGGGGAAAGCUUCUCAAUAGCACCUACCAGCCAAGCAUCCAAGAAUUGUCUGUUGUCAUGAAUUCUGGAAGAAGCAAUGAUCAUUGCAGGACAACCUUACCAAAACAGAAACCAAUUAGAAACACACCUCGCCAGAGGGAAAUAUGUGAGAAAUCUGAUGGCAGUGGGGAAGAAGCUGUUCCUAAAACGAGUGUGAAACCUGCCCAACCUGGGAGAAGAAGUCCCACCAGACAACUAAGAAGCAGUAAAGCUCAGCAUCUGGCAAUGAAUAGGUGUCUUCAGAGUUCUCCAGUGUUUACAAAGGUGGAGCGGAAUGGCAGAACUGCAAAGACCUGCUCACGGGACACCACAGAGGACAAAAUACUUCUACCAUCAUCAUAUAUCAGUGGGAGUGCUUUGCUUCUUCCUCAAAUGUCUAUUUCUCUGGGAAGAGUCCACAUGGCAGGCCACUGGGGGUAUAAGAUGCCAAAGCUCAACACAACUUUGGGAAAUGCUCUAAGUUCAAAUUCUUUGGAACCAAAACAGAGGAUAGAUGGCAAUAACACCAGUAAACUGGUUACCUUAGCAACCUCUGUGAACGGCAAUCGUGUGACGAAUGGAUUGGGAAGGCUGGAUGAAACCAAAAGACGCAACAAAGUAAACAGCUUUACUUCGGAAAAACAAAAUCAAUCAAAUCUUCAGAAGAUUAGGGGUCAAAGGGAAGGCCAUUCUUCACAUUCGUUAAAAGUAUGUUCUAUCUUCAACUCUGGGACAAGGACUUCACCCCAUUCGGAGAGAAAUGGACUAUAUACAGACAGGAUGAAAGGUGAACAGCCUGAUUCAUAUGAAAGCAACAUUCCAGGAAGUUUUAAAAUAGACAACUCAGAACCCUUGGAAGUAGAAGUGCAGGACCUGACAAAGUUGGAGGCUUCAGAAAUACCCAAUACUGAUAAUGAAAAAGAUGAUGAAGAAUCAAUAGCAACAGACAGCACUGUACAACUCACAAAGCACAUUGAGGUGAUCAUUAACUUGAAACCAAAGGUGGAGGAGAAUAUCGAGUGUAGCAUUGAGAAAGACCUGCAAAUAAAUUCAGAUGAAACUCUUGAGUGAGCAUGUGAAAUUUAUAGAUUUUUAAAUGAUUAAUAUUGAACUAUGAUUCACAAACUCAGAAUCAGGUUUAUUAUUAUCAACAUAUGUCGUGAACUUUGUUAAACUUAUUUCCUGCUUAGUAUUCUCAAGAAAUGUAAAACCAUUUUGAUCAAUAUUUGACAUAUAAGUAUGUUUUUCAAGGUAUGAAUACAUAUCAUGAUGAUACCGAAAGUAAAUAACUUUUGGCCAUAAUGUAGAUCUUGGUGCCAACCGCUGAAAGCUAAUGACUAAUAAUAUCUGUUUGAUUAUGUUAUUGUGCCGAUGCAGGGAACUAACCAAUGAUAACAGGUGAUUGAUCUUUGGUAAUUAAUAUAUUAUUGUCAUAUAUACCAAGAUACAAUUUAAAACUUUGCUUUGCAUGUUACCCAUACAAAUCAUUCCAAAACAUAAAUACAUUGAGGCCGUAUAAAAGGAUUAGCAAUAACGGAAUGCAGUUAGAGCAACUUUGUGGUGCAGGUAGAAAAUUAAGAUGUAUGGGCCAUGUAAUGGUCAAUUGAGGAAUCAAGGUUCAUCUUUAUCAUACUUGAGAUCAGAUCAAGGUUCUUAUAACAGCAGAUUAGAUAGAAACUGUAUUCAAUCCAUGUGAUGUGUGAUUUCAUUCCUCUGCCUGGUGGAAGAGGAGAGAGGAGAGGAGAGAAUGACCAGGAUGUGAGGGGUCUUUGAUUUUGUUGGUGUUCCUGAGGCAGUAGGAAGUGCAGAGUCAAUGAAGGGGAGGUUGGUUUUCAUGAUGUACUGAGCUCUCCACAAUUCCUUGCUAUUUUAGACAAAGCAGUUGUCAUACAAAACCUUGGUGCAUCUGGUUAGGAUACAUUCUAUCGUAUAUUGAUAAAAAUUGGGGACUUGCUGAACUUGCGAGGAAGUAGGGGCAGUCUGUGGCUUUCUGGCCAUAGAUUCUAUGUUGUUAAGUCUUUGAUUUUUCUCCUAAUACACACUAAAUAAUUAUAAUUCUGAACAGAAUAGCUUAUUGUCUAAUGAAAAGCACCAAUUUUCAUUUACAUAACAUUUUUGAUAUAGUAAAUUAUCCCUUGGUACUUCAUAGAUUAUCAGAUAGAAUUUGACACCAAAUCAUAUAAAAAUGUAUUUCAAUACUUGACCAAAGAGUUGUCAAAAAGAUUAAGCAGAAUCCCAGUGAGGUUGGAGAAGUUUAGGAUAUAAAUUCCAUAAUUUAAUUAAUUCAAAAUGCACCAUUAAUGAAACAUGGUCAGAAACAGAGCAACAAAGAUAGCUAGUAGGAAUAGAGUUAUGGAGGACAUUACAGUGACAGAGCUGGAGAAGGGUUUGGAUGAAUUUGAAAGCACAUAUGGGAGUUCUAAAACUGAGCAUGGUAAACUGAGUACUGGUAUAGACAUGACCACAGAGGUAACAGGAGCCUUUGUACUUAUUUGGAUGGGAACAGCAGAGUUAGUUCUGUGCUUAUGUUUAUGGAGAUGAAGAAGUAGUUAGAGGGACAACUGCGAGCUGUGUAUUUAAUAAGAUUGCACGUCAAAUGAUAAAACUGUUUAUUUAAGAAAUCUUUUUUAGUUUUUUUGAAGUAUUUCAUAUAUUAUCACACUAUUGUCUUAAAGAAUUUGUAUCAGGAAAGUUAUUAUGAAUGUUAGUAGGUGUAUUUUUAAUCAUUUUUCUUCUUUAUCCACUACACUUGGUUGCCAAACCCACACUUAGAGGCUUACACUAAGUUUAAGGGUGUCCUAUUUCUGAAAAAAAAGAUUAUUUGAUAAAUAGUUUGUGUUAAGUCAACUCCAGUCUUUUUAUUAAGAUGACAGUGACCAUUUAAUUUAACUCUGAGAAUAUAAACAUACGUUUGUAAUUUUGUAACAGUAUACUUACUAUUUUAUCAUUUCAGUUUUUCACCUUUCUGCAUAACAGGUGAGGUAAUUUUGUGUGGACCAGUUGUUUAUGGUUUUUAAUCUGAUAUGAUGUUUUGCCAAGGUCUCAAUUAGUUAUAAAAGCUUUUUUUAAAUUCUAUUUUUUUUUCAGAAAUCCAUUUUCAUGGUCGGAUUAUCAAUAGAAAACCAAUGUUUUUUUUCUAAUGUACAUAUCAGUUUGAAUUAAUUAUGUUCUUUUUUUAACAUUAUCUCCCUGCUCUGUUCAUUAAGAAAUCAUUACUCAGUGCAGAGGGACAGAAAUAAUAGCUGGGAGUGUCUCAUGUUGGUCCUUGUUCUACAAGCAUAUUGCAAGGAGGAAAAUACAUGUUCUCAAGAAACUAUCAGAGACAUGAAAAGCAAAGUGUUGUUUCUUUAUUAUUUACUGUAGAUCAGUUAAAAAUUAACACUUGUCAAAACUAAACACAUCAACUGAAUAUAAUGAAUUUUGAGGCAAACAACUUGGAUUUUUGUAAGGUUUUGUUAAAAAUGUAUUACUUUAUUAAGUAAAACUAAUUUCACAUUUUGCAAAUAUAUUUAUACACGGAGGGCCGCCAUCUUAAUAAUGAAUGUUGCAAUAAUGAUGUAAAUAGCUCAGGUUAUUUCCCAGGUCAACACUAAGGCAACAAUCUGAACAGAGAUUUGGGCUGUAUAAUUAGGGAAGGAAUUAGUGAGUUAGAAAAUAGCCCUCAGUGUAUAUAAUUUGUUGGCAGAGUAAGGCUGCAUGGACUGUGGUCAGUUGUUCUGUGGAAUUAUGUCUUUAAAUGCAAACCUAAGAAGGCAAGACACAAAUCUGGAAGUUGAUUAUAUGAUUUCUCUGCAACAUCAUUGACUCUGAAUCUGGAUCUCAGGAACUAACUCAUUGUGUUAAAUUACGAGAUUUGAAAAUGUCACUGAAUCUGGUCAUGCAAUCAUUGGCAGCAUUCCUUUGAUAUUGGUAAAAUUUAAGAUUAAUAAAGAUUUUUAAAGGUUUAUUCUGACAUUUGAAUUGCUAUAAUGAGAAUGCAGAAAAAUAAAGCUGGUAAAAAUGCAUUUUAAAUACCGUGUCAUCAAAAAGAGUUAAAACAAUCGCUUUAAAAAGUGAGAUAGUUAAUAUAAAUUUUUAUGCCCCUGUGCUGCACUAUAAAUAUUUACAUCACAACUGCGACAGUUCAAAUUUCUCUCAAAAAAGAUCAAAUUUCAAUUGCCUAUUUUCAGCUGAUUACAACUUCUUUUCCUUUACAAAAAGUUACCUUUUAACUACAGUUCAUCCAAAAUUAAUACUAAUCAAGUCAAGUCAACUUUUAUUGUCAUUUCAACUGCUGGUACAGUGCAUAGUAAAAUUGAGACAAUGUUUUUCAGGAUCAUGGUGUCACAUGACACAGUACAAAAACUAGACCGAACUACGUAAUUGGAACUACACUGGACUGCAUAAAGUGCACAAAAACAGUACCAGCAUUACAAUAAAUAAUAAACAGGACAGUAGGGCAAGGUAUCCGUCCAGGCUUCGGGUAUUGAGGAGUCUGAUAGCUUGGGGGAAGAAACUGUUACAUAGUCUAGUUGUAAGAACCCGAAUGCUUCGGAGCCUUUUCCCAGACGGCAGGAGGGAGAAGAGAUUGUAUGACGGGUGCAUGGGGUCCUUCAUAAUGCUGUUUCCUUUGCGGAUGCAGCGUGUAUUGUAAAUGUCCGUGAUGGCGGGAAGAUGAUCUUCUCAGCUGACCUCACUAUCUGCUGCAGGGUCUUGUGAUCCGAGAUGGUACAAUUUCAGAACCAGGCAGUGAUGCAGUUGCUCAGGACGAUCUCAAUACAACCACUGGAGAAUGUGAUGAGGAUGUGGGAUGGGAGAUGGACUUUCCUCAGCCUUCGCAAAAAGUAGAGACGCUGCUGGGCUUUCUUUGCUAUGGAGCUGGUGUUGAGGGACCAGGUGAGAUUCUCCGUCAGGUGAACACCAGGAAAUUUGGUGCUCUUUACGAUCUCUACUGAGGAGCCGUCGAUGUUCAGUGGGGAGUGGUCGCUCCGUGCCCUCCUGAAGUCAACAACCAUCUCUUUUGCUUUGUUCACAUUAAGAGACAGGUUGUUGGCUCUGCACUAGUCCGUUAGCCGCUGCACCUCCUCUCUGUAAGCUGACUCGUCGUUCUUGCUGAUGAGACCCACCACUGUGGUGUCAUUGGCAAACUUGAUGAUAUGGUUCAAGCUGUGUGUUGCAGCACAGUCAUUGGUCAGCAGAGUGAGCAGCAGUGGACUGAGCACACAGCCCUGGGGGGACCCCGUGCUCAGUGAGAUGGUGUUGGAGAUGCUGCUCCCAAUCUGGACUGACUGAGAUCUCCCAGUCAGGAAGUCUAGGAUCCAGUUGCAGAGGGUGGUGUUCAGGCCCAAUAGGCUCAGCUUUCCAAUCAGUUUCUGAGGGAUGAUUGUGUUGAAUGCUGAACUAAAGUCUAUGAACAGCAUUCGAAUGUAUGUGUCUUUUUUGUCCAGGUGGGUUAGGGCCUGGUGGAGGGUGGUGGCAAUGGCGUCAUCUGUUGAGCAGUUGGGACGGUACGCAAACUGCAGGGGGUCCAGUGAGGGGGGCAGCAGGGUCUUGAUAUUCCUCAUGACGAAUCUCUCGAAACACUUCAUGAUGAUGGAUGUGAGUGCAAUGGGAUGGUAGUCAUUUAGGCAGGACACUGAAGACUUCUUCGGCACGGGGACAAUGGUGGCGGCCUUGAAGCACAUUGGAAUAAAUAAUAAAUAAAUGCAAAAUUCUUUGUCACUUAAUUGUUGGAUUUAUUUUCAAACUGUGAUUGCAGCUAAAUUAUAGAUGCCAAAUUAUAAUUUAUAUUUAUUAAAAUGCUCCAUUCCAGAACAAAUUCACCUAAAUUUCCAUAAAGAAUAGUACUAAUACUUGCUGCUUUUAACGGAAAAAUAACUCAAUAAAUUUGGUGAAUCAAACAAUUUUUUGAGGACUUUGAACUACUGAUUUAACUGAAACUUUCUGUUAGUUGCUUUCAUAACUCAUAACAUGAAGACCCAAAAAGAAAACAGAUCUUACAUUUCCUUUGAAUUUGGUGCUGAAUUCUGUUUUGUAAAUGAGCAAUGGUACUGAAAUCAAAUUCUAUAUGUUUUAACAUUGAUUAGUUUUCUCAUUAAUUUAACAGUAAAUUUGCUAUGUUUACCAUGCUUGUUACACUAGCUCAGUGUAACACAUUUAGAAUGAUUAAUAAAUGGGUGCCAUUGUAGCAUAGCGGUUAGGGCAACACUAUUACUGUAGUAUAUUCAAUGUUUUAGUAAUAUUGUAAAUACAUUGUUUGAUAAGCAUUCUUUGUGGUUUAUAUCAUGCUUUGUGGGUCUUAUGCACAUGUCAUUAUGCCACCUUGUCACAUCUGUGCACCUUGCUAAAGAAAAGAA